GAAAUGUUUACCAAACAAUGUUUCGGCAUUGAUUCCGCCUCGGGAACCAGUUGCGAACCUACUUACCGGAUCGAUUUCGAAUCGAAACAUUAUAAAUCCCAUCACUAGCUCCCAGCACUGUACGUCAACUGGGAUGCGUGAAUCACAACAAAAACAUUGAAUUAACACUGCAUGUCCGUGUUUCUGCUCAGCAAGCUGUUUGUGAACUGUGUAAUCGUGCGUUUACAAAAUAUCUGUUCCAACAUUUAUUAGCACCGAGCGAUAGUCAUCUUAACAAGUGUACUCAUCAACACCAAUCCUACAAUGGGACAACAAACUGUUGCCAAAGACGAAAUGCUGAAAAUGCGUACCGACACUUCCUUCCUACCUGCAUGCUGGUCGGAUGAUAGACGUAUGGGCAUUCUCUUAGCCGAAUUCCGGCCAAGGCAGCUAAACGCCGAAAGUUACGAUAUGAAAAUGAAGUUUUGGAAGGACUUAAUUUUCUCAUAUUGCACUGAGUGUGGAUCAAGCAUAGUGUCUAUCGUCAUGUUGAAGGAAAAGUUUCGAAGAAAUGGUACCGUUCCUUACUGCUUGCAUACCGUAAUAGAGGACAUGUUAGCGAAAGGUGAGCUAUGCAAAGAGAGCCAAUACAAAGUACAACGGCACGCUGGAACAUUUGGAUUUAACCUGUGGACAGCAUCGAAAUUGAUACAAGCUCCACUCUCCUGGGGAUAUGAAGCGGUGAUUGGCAGCGUAAUCGGUUCGACCAAUAUUAAUGAAAAUGAAAAUUUUAUUGUUACGGCUGUUGCAGAACAACAUGCAAAAGCUAUUGAGAAUGCAAUCAACGAACGCGGAUUGCAGAACAAGUUACUGCAGUACGAUGAUUUGAUUACGUUACUGGCCGAAACAUCAAACAUUACGCGACAGGGUGUUGAACCAGCUAUGAUAUUACUCGAAAAUAGGGGUCGUUUGACAAAACAGAUAAUGGCAAGUGGGGAAAGCAGCACGGUGCUUAUUAAAUUUGCUGGAGCGAAUCUAGCAGCUCAACCCAUAACAAGCAUAGAAAAAUCCAUAUACGAUCUCGAGCAGAGUGAAAAACGAUUAAUGAAAGACAUUAACACGAUUGAACGUAACAUAAGCCAAACAAUGGAUGAAGUUCGAGAAUAUAUCAAAAACGGGCGUAAGCAAAUGGCAAAAACCUACUUAAAGAAGAAACAUACUCUCGAAAAACAUAUGCAAGGCAAAAUAAGUGCGUUGGAAAAUCUUCAAAUUUUACUUCUAAAGAUUCAUAACAGCCAAUCUGACAAAAACGUAAUAGAAGCAUAUAAGUUAGGUACGAGCGCCUUAAAGAGUGCAUACGAAUCUGCAGGUAUUACAAUCGAUCAGCUAGAUGAAACUAUGGAUGAAAUGAAACAUGUUUUAGGACAGCAUAACGAAAUGUUAUCAAUGAUCAGCACAGUUGCAGAAGACGAUGUCGACGAGCUAGAGCUUGAGCGGGAGCUAGGAGACCUGAUUGAUAUUAAAUUAGCAGAGAGCAAAAUCGAUAAAAAAGAUUAUCCGGCAAUCCCUGCUACAUCCACCGUCGAAAACAAUGUCAAUAAUGUACCUGACUUUGAUAGAGAAAUCGAGAAGCGUUUGGCAGCCCUUAGAGUUGAUGUUAUUGAUGGGUAUAAAGCAGCAGAACAGGCAUAGUGAACAGAGGUUCUCAACACACACAGAGGUCAACAAUGACCAGUAACUAAAUAUUAACAUCCGAAAGUAAUGGCAAAUAAUUGCAUACAGUUGCAUAAAAGAAAAUGUAGAACUUUUCGAGUUUAAAUGAAACAAAUAAAAUUUGUAAUAAAUAACACAAAA
This is a messenger RNA of Anopheles stephensi (Asian malaria mosquito), 1833 nucleotides long. RefSeq names its product charged multivesicular body protein 7. Gene Ontology annotation, biological process: late endosome to vacuole transport via multivesicular body sorting pathway; vesicle budding from membrane. NCBI's taxonomy places the organism in Eukaryota, Metazoa, Arthropoda, Insecta, Diptera, Culicidae. The record is from RefSeq and is a predicted model, not a curated record. Gene Ontology annotation, cellular component: ESCRT III complex; multivesicular body; cytoplasmic side of plasma membrane. The coding region runs from base 304 to 1671 and encodes 455 amino acids. The transcript has 2 exons.